Messenger RNA from Ichthyophthirius multifiliis, 3675 nucleotides. RefSeq lists its product as hypothetical. The transcript is spliced from 3 exons. The record is from RefSeq and is a predicted model, not a curated record. NCBI's taxonomy places the organism in Eukaryota, Ciliophora, Oligohymenophorea, Hymenostomatida.
AUGACAUCAGUAAGGUUUGUAAUUGCAAAUUAAAUAUCCCCUUCAAACCGAAACUCAUUGCAAGAAUUUAAAAAUGCCUUUAUUAUUGAUUCAUAUUAAUAAUAAUAAAAUAAUUAAUUAAACGAGAUCACUAUAUAAAAUCAAAUAAAUUAAAAUAAUAUUGUAAAUAUAAUACCGCAAUAAUUAGUUUAAUAAUAAAUUAAUCUCAAAAAUUUACCUCCAAAAAGGCCUUCAUUAAAAAUUAAUUCGAAAUUAUAGAAAUCAAAAUUUUAAUAAUUUUAAAAUUAAGAACAAAAUACUGCAUAAUAAUAAGAUUCUUUAUAUAAUUGUACUAUUAAAUAAAGUUAAGAUUCAAUAAAUUAAUUAUAAUUGGACUUUUAAAAGAGUAUUUCCUAAGAUUCGGAAGAGUCUUUGGUAUUGUAGAAAAAAAAAUAUUAAUAAAAAAUAUUUAAUGGAGUUGUUAAAAUACUAGAAUAUGUUAGAAAUGAUAAAAAUAAUUUAAAUUAAAUCGAAGUUUUUGAAUUAGGAAUAACCGUCUUUUUUUUAAAUUUAUUAACUUUAAAAUUUUCAGAAAAAGUUGAUGAAUUAUUUUAAUAUUUUAAAUUAUCUUUAAAUGACGAGAAUAUAUAAAAUUACUAACAAUUUAAGCCUUUUGGAACCUGUGAAGAGUAUAAAGGCGAUGAAAUCGAUUUUAUUUAAAAUUUGAAAGGAAGAGAAAAAUAUUUCCAAAAAGAAUAUGAAUUGAGGAGUGUUUUUUAAAAAAAUUUUCAAAGAAUUUUCCAUGCGAGUCUUUUUUUCUAAUGCAUAGAUGAAUUUGAAGAAAUACUAAAGCUUUAUGAGGAUGAUGUCUAAUAAAAGAAAUUAAAUGUACGAUAAGAUGUAUUAUUACUAGCUUUAAAUUAUGAAAAUGAAUCCAUUGUGAAUUUUUUAUUAAAAAAUAAAACUAGAAUAUACGCUGCGUAAGGAGAAGGAAUAAAGGAUUUUAUAAAAUAAAAAUAAAUUCCAAUAAAUAAUGAAAAUAUAAAUGAAAUUUGUAUAAAUUCUUUAUUUCUAACUUAUUAUUAUACUGUUUAUUGUUUUUCAGCUAAAAUGAUUUAGUUUGUAAUCUCUAAAACUGAAGAUGCAUUUUAGAAUAAACUUAUUUUAUAACAUUUCAUUUAAUAUUAAUUAAAUUCUUUGUGUAUGAAACUAUUCAUGAAAAUGCUUAUAUAGAAAUAAGAAUUAGAUAAAGAAAUGGUUUAAAUAUGUAUUAAUAAUUAUAAUUUCUAGUUCCUGUAUUUUUAUUAAAAUAAGGCAAGAAAUAAAGUCUGGGGAUGGCUAGAAGAAGCUUAGUAUUAAAAAGCACUAGUAAAAUCUGUGAGGAAAUCUAAAGGAAGAAAUUUCGAAAGCCUGAUUUUUUUCUUGGCUAAAAUUGAACUUUGGUCAUCGAAAGAUCUAAUUUAAUUAAUGGCAGAGACUUUGUACGAAAGGCUUGAUUCUGAAAUAAAUGAUAAUAAUUUUUUAUUUUCAUUUAACAAUCCACUAAAGGUUGUUGUUUUAAUUAUUGAAUUAUUAGAUAUUACUAUAAAUAAUGUGUAUUAUUAAAAGAAUAUGCUUUUUAAAGCAAAGAGAUUAUAUAUGAAUUUUGCUUAAAAACUCAUCAAAACUGCUAUUGAUGAAGAUUAAAUGUAUGAAUUAUUGAUUGAUUGGGAUCUUUAAGGUAGGAAACUUUUACAUAUAAUUUAUUAAAAUUCACUUAUGGACAUUAUUGCAGAUAAUAAAGUAUAGGAUGUAAUUGAUAUUUUAUGGAAUGGAAACAAUUUAAUAACUAAUAAUAUUCUUAGCUUUUCUUCUAUUAGUUAAAAUUUGUUUAAAGAUUAAUUUAACAAAUCUUUAAGAAAAAAAUAGAAUUACUUUUAUCCAUUUAAUUAGAAAUAUAGGGACGAAUCUUUUGUUUUAUAAUAAGAUGUUUGGGUAAAAUAAAUAAAACUUAGACAUUAUUUAGAUUAAUUUUCAAUUCUAAUUUUUAUAAUUUUUUAUAUUAUUCUUUUCUAUUACAUAUUUGAUGCUUUUGAAUAUGAUGAAAAAGACGAAAUAUUUGUUGUAAAUUCGAAAUAAAUAAUUGAUAAAAUAAAGCAUAAUCUUAUAUCUAUGAUAGUUAUUCCUUUAUUUUUUGGAAUAAAUUUACCUUUACAUUCAAUAGUAAAAAUAAUAUACUUAAAAGAAUAUGAAAAAAAUGUAAAAUUAAAUGCAGGUCAUAUAUUAGAUAUUAUAAUUUCUAUUUUCAGUUUAUAUUAUAUAUUCUUUAUUAUUUAUUUAGAUGAAAACAAUACUAAUGAGAUUUAAUCUUAAUUUAAAAUAUUACAUUAUAUUCUACUUAAUCUUAUUUUUUUAAAAGCUAUUAAUUGUUUUACUGCUACUAAACUUUUUGGUCCACUUUUAUAAGCCUUAAUUUUUAUUUUUAUUGAAUGUUUUAAAUUCUUAAUUAUAUUUUCUCUUAUUUUAGCUUUAUUUACAUUUAUAGAGUAAUUAUUUAAAAGUUUUGAAGUAAGUUUAUUAUAUUUAAUAGAAACAAUGUUUGGAUAAUUCUCAUUUUCAAGUUAUUAAUAAAAUUAUCCAGUAUUGGGUCCUACUUUUAUAUUUAUUUUCUUAUUUGCGAUGGCAAUUUUAUUUAUUAAUGUAUUAACUUCUAUUUUAGCUUUUACUUUCGAAAAAGCGAAAAGAUAGGGAAGAAAUUUACAUUAUAAACAUAUUAUUUAAUAUAUAAGAUAAGGCAAAUUUUAAAGAAAGUACGGAUUUUUGAUAAUAAUGCCAGUAUUUCUUUAAUUUACAUUAAUUCCUUAUUUAAUAUUAAAAAUGUUUUUACAAUAAAAAUAAUUAGGUAAGGUUUGUUAGUUUUAUUAUUGGUUGGGAUAUUUUCCUAUAUUAUUUAACAGUAUACUAUUUUUUAUUAUUUUCAAUUUCUGUUUAUUACCUUUUGCAUAUAUAAAAAAUUGCUUUUAGUUAUUUAAAUUUUGGCUAAACGAUUAAAUAGAUACCAAAUUAUUACUAUAAUGGUUGUUUUUAGGGCUUUUUAUACUUAGUAAAAAGAUUAUUUGGGAUGAAAUAAAAGUCUAUUAUUGGUAUUUAAAAAGCAGUAAAUAACCUACUAUGAAAGAAUCGAAAUAAUAAAAAUAAAAUAAUGAAAGUUUUAUAUAUGUUUUUUAAACUUUAGCAAAAAUGUAUUAAUAAAAUACUAUUUAUACUACAAUUGGAGAGAUUUUUAAAUAAACAAAAUAAAAUAUUUUACUUAAUUAAAUAAAUUAAAUUGAUAUUGAUCCUGAAUAACAUAUUUUAGGUGUUAAUUUGUUAAAAAGAAAAAGUAAUCAAUAUUAAGCUUCUUCUUUUAAUUUAGAUAAAAAAUAGUUUUAGUAAAAAAAAGAUCUUUUACUAUAAAGAGCUACUUCUACUAUCCCUACUUCAAUUAUAAAUAAAAUAAAAAUUAAAACUAUUUUCGAAGGAAUACCAGAAAUGAGAGAUGCUGAUUAUGUUUAUGAAUAUUUAGAAAAUUUUUCAUUUAAGUCAGUUAUAGAAGACGAUAGAAGAGAAUCUAUUAUAAAUAUCUAGAAUGUACUCAAGUUACAUGAAAAUUAUACAAGAAAGGAACUAAAUUUAAUUAUUCAUAAUCAACUGUAUAAAGCUUUAAAAAACUUAUGA